Molecule: messenger RNA, 990 nt
Organism: Sphaeramia orbicularis (orbiculate cardinalfish)
Lineage: Eukaryota; Metazoa; Chordata; Actinopteri; Kurtiformes; Apogonidae
Product: trace amine-associated receptor 13c-like
Exons: 2
Coding region: 1-990 (329 amino acids)
Biological process (GO): G protein-coupled receptor signaling pathway
Cellular component (GO): membrane
Molecular function (GO): trace-amine receptor activity
Source: RefSeq, a predicted model, not a curated record
AUGGAGCCAAACAGAGGAACUGAGCUCUGUUUUCCACACCUCUUUAAUGCGUCCUGUACAAAGACAGUGCGUCCUUACUUUACAAGUAUUCUCAUUUACAUUGUGCUGUCCUGCAUCGCUCUGUUCACCACAGCUCUCAACCUGUUGGUUAUCAUCUCUAUUUCCCACUACAAGCAGCUUCAAACCCCCACCAACCUCCUCCUCCUCUCUCUGGCUGUCUCUGAUUUCUUUGUGGGUCUGCUCAUGUCCUUUCAGAUUGCCUUUAUAGAUGGAUGCUGGUAUCUUAGUGAUCUAACAUGUAUUAUUACUUAUGUUUUAGAUUACAUUAUUACAUCUGCUUCUAUAGGAACAAUGGUUCUCAUAUCAAUUGACCGUUAUGUGGCCAUAUGUGACCCUCUGCAUUAUUCAACUAAAGUCAGUCCAAAAAGAGUUAAACUAUGUGUUUUUCUGUGUUGGCUCUGUUCUGUACUCAGUCACAGUUCACGCCUUAAGGAUAACCUGGAAGAACCAGGCCGGUAUAACUCCUGCAUUGGAGAGUGUGUAGUUGUUAUUAAUUAUGUUGCAGGAAUUGUUGAUCUUAUUUUGUCUUUUCUUGGUCCUUUUACUGUUAUUAUUUUUUUGUACAUGAGGGUAUUUGUGGUGGUUGUGUCUCAGGUCCGUGCCAUGCGAUCACAUGUUGCAUCUGUCAAAGUCCAGGGUUCACUGAGGGGAAUUAUCAAGAAAUCUGAGCUGAAAGCAGCCAGGACUCUGGGUGUUGUUGUACUUGUGUUUCUAAUAUGUGUCUGUCCAUAUUUCUUUGUCAUCAUCACAGGCCAGGACACCUUACUCAGUCCUUCAUCUGCAGCUUUUGUGAUAUACCUUUUCUAUUUUAACUCCUGUCUAAACCCUGUGAUCUAUACAUAUUUUUAUCCCUGGCUCAGAAAAUGUCUUAGACUCAUUUUUUCACUUCAGAUUCUGCAGCCUGGCUCCAGUCAGAUCAGUAUACUGUAG